Molecule: messenger RNA, 6309 nt
Organism: Phyllopteryx taeniolatus (common seadragon)
Lineage: Eukaryota; Metazoa; Chordata; Actinopteri; Syngnathiformes; Syngnathidae
Gene: adamts12
Product: ADAM metallopeptidase with thrombospondin type 1 motif, 12
Exons: 22
Coding region: 155-4408 (1417 amino acids)
Biological process (GO): proteolysis; extracellular matrix organization
Cellular component (GO): extracellular matrix
Molecular function (GO): metalloendopeptidase activity
Source: RefSeq, a predicted model, not a curated record
UUCUCCUUCCCCGUGCAGCCCCGCUCGGUUCCCCCAAUGAGGCAGGACGCACUCCUCCUCCUGAGCCCGUCCGUGUCAUGAGACAGUCAGUAUAGUCGCUCCUGACGCCCCCGUGGACUCCUUUUCCACAGCUUUGGUUUGGUUCCAUGAAAUAAUGCCAUGGUUGCAGGAGUGCACGGUUCUUCUGCUGCUGCUGCAACACUUUGUUUUCUCCCUGGCAGGCGGCCAUGAAGACUUGAACCUCUCUCUCUUUGCAGGACAAGGUGAUGCGCCUCAGUCAGGAUCCGUGAUCCAUCCAGUGAAAACCAACGCUGCCGGAGAGUUCAUCUCCCACUCUCUGUCUCACCAUUUCAAGAAUGGGCGAGUCAGGCGAGACCUGAGUGCGGUGGGACAGGUUUACUACAAGCUCAACUACACAGGUCGCGCUUUAUUGCUCAAUUUGACCGAAAACCAUCAGCUGCUUUCAAGCGACUACAUCCUGGAGCGGCGCAACGGCGACGUCAACCGGACCGAGAGUCGGCGGACGCCUGCGGAGACAUCCUGCCACCUUCUCGGCACCAUGGAGGUCUCUGGGGUGAAGGGAACUGCUGCCAUCAGCACAUGUAAUGGACUGAGAGGCUUCUUCUCCCUGCCGGAGGGACACUUUUUCAUUGAGCCGCUCCCAAAAUCUCCGAGUGAUCCCGCAGGUUCCCCAGAGCCGCACAUCAUCUUCCCGAGAGUUGUCACGGUAACGCACAGGGGAAAACGCAGCGCCGAGGGCGAACAGACACCCAGCCCGUGCGGAGUAACAGAUGGCGACUUUGUGCGGCUGGAGAGGGAGAGGGAGGAGUGGGAGUGGGAGCACGGUCCGACGCAGUCCCGCUCCCGGCGCUCGGUCAGCAGGGAGCGCUGGGUCGAGACCAUGGUGGUGGCCGAUUCCAAGCUCAUCGAAUAUCACGGCAGCGACAAUGUGGAGUCCUACAUCUUCACCAUCAUGAACAUGGUGGCGGGCAUCUUCCAUGACGCCAGCAUUGGGAAUGCCAUCCACGUCCUCUUGGUUCGUCUGAUUCUACUACAGGGAGAAGAGAAAGGCCUGAAGAUCGUCCACCAUGCAGACACCACUCUGUCCAGCUUCUGUGCCUGGCAGAAGAACUUAAAUCCACAGAGUGACACGCAUCCCGCCCAUCAUGACCUGGCUAUGUUGGUCACCAGGAAGGACAUCUGUGCCGGGAUGAACCAACCCUGCGAGACCUUAGGCCUGUCUCAUCUUUCUGGCAUGUGCCAACCGCACCGCAGCUGCAACAUCAACGAGGAUUCGGGCUUACCGGUGGCCUUCACCAUCGCCCACGAGAUGGGUCAUAGCUUUGGAAUCCAUCACGACGGCCAAGGGAACGACUGCGAGGUGGGAGGGAGGCACCCCUUCAUCAUGUCCAGACAGCUGAUGUACGACAGCUCGCCUCUCACUUGGUCGUCCUGCUCUAAGGACUACAUCACACGCUUCCUCGAUCGUGGAUGGGGUUUCUGUUUGGAUGAUCGUCCUUCCAAAAGAGACCUGACCACGCCUUUGGCGCGCCUCGGCGUUCGCUACACCACGCACCACCAGUGUCAGCUCCAGUACGGGCCCAAUGCCACCUUCUGCAACGAGGUGGAUAACAUUUGCCAGAUUCUUUGGUGCUCUGUGAAUGGCUCUUGUCGCUCUAAACUGGACUCCCCCCCGCCCCUUUCCCCCCCCUUGGGGGGGGGGGGGGUGAACCCUUGCGAGCUCCACUGCCGGCCCGACACUGAGUAUUUUUCGGAGAAGAUGCUCGACACUGUGACUGACGGAACACCGUGCUUCAUGAACAACAACUCCAGAAACAUCUGCGUCAACGGAGUGUGCAAGGAGGUGGGCUGUGAUUAUGGCAUCGACUCAAACGCAGUGGAGGAUCGUUGCGGAGUGUGUUUGGGUGACGGCACGAGCUGCAAGACGGUCUACAAGUCGUUUGAGGAGGGAGAAGGCUUCGGGUACGUGGACGUGGGCGUGAUACCCGAGGGGGCCCGGGACAUCCUGGUGAAGGAAACUGAGGAGGCAGGUAACUUCCUGGCUCUGAGGAGACAGGGCUCGGAGGACUACUUUCUCAACGGCAACUACAUCAUCCAGUGGAAUGGGGAGUACCAGGCCGGUGGGACAACCUUCUACUAUGAACGUAGCGGGAACAUGGAGAACCUCACUGCACCUGGACCCACCAAGGAGCCAGUCGUGCUCCAGUUGUUGUUUCAGGAGAAUAACCCAGGACUCAAGUAUGAGUACACCAUUAAGAAGAGCAAGGAGACAGGAAAUGAGGUCAUCAAACCAAUUUACAGGUGGAGACACGGCGCAUGGACAGACUGCAGCACCACCUGUGGACUAGGUGAACAGCACCAGCCUGCACGCUGCUUUGAGAUGGAUGUGGGCGUUGUAGACGAGUCUCUGUGUGACCCAGAGAGCCGUCCAGAAGACAGACACCGGAAUUGUAAGAACAUGGAUUGCCCUGCCAGGUGGUGGGUUGGAGGCUGGCAGCAGUGUACGACCGCCUGUGGAUCGGAAGGCUUGCGGAAGCGUACGGUGCUUUGCGUCCGCACGGUUUCGGGUGAGGAAAGGGUGCUCCAUCCUGUGGAGUGCAAGCAGCUCCUUAAACCCAAACCCGUUAUACCAUGCAACAGAGAUGUACCCUGUGGACAGGACUGGGUUGUUGGACUCUGGGAAGACUGUCCAGUCACAUGUGGAGGAGGUGUCCGCUCCCGCACUGUUACAUGUGCAUUAGCACCCCAAAAAACCUGCGACCUCGCUACCAAACCACGCACCCGAUCACUGUGCGGUCUGCAGAGCUGCCCUAGCUCGAGUCUCCAGCGACGACCCGGACCGCCUCCUAAAUACCGCCGCAUUUACCCACCAAAGAGAAACCCAACUAAGCCUUUCUUCCCCACCGGGGCUACCACGAGUACCUCAGCCACAGCUACAACUACCACUGCAUAUUCAACCUAUAAAAUUCCAACCCUUGAUCAUGAUAACGAUCCAAGUCAAGCAACGCCAGAAGCAGAGGAGAGAGUGGACAGUGAGGAAGGAAGCACACCCAAUGUGGUGAUGAAUGUUCCUGGUUAUGACUAUGUUACAGAAGAGCGAACACGAGAGGAGGAGGGGAUCAUUGACCUGGACGUCGGUACUACUUGGUUCAAAAAUCCUCUUAAAUCAACCACACUAGUGCCGCAUGUAAUCAUCACGCCCACUUUACAAACAAGUGGCCCUGGCAAACACACAACCACAGAAGCCACCACAUCCUCCUCCUUCACCCCACACGCUACUGCCGAGAUCAGUCAUCACACCACUCUUCGCGUCACUCCAUACAGCCCCCGGAUGCCCAGCAUUCCUCUAACUACUCCCAUGUUGAAGUCGCGUUCGGUUCCAUCCAAAACAGGCCUCCACACAACAAAAGUUCCUUCUACACCGCUCGGCACUGCAUCGUGGCCUCAUACCACAAUAAAAGUUAUUAAAACGAAGAAGCCUGCUUUGACUCCCAAGAAAAGUGUCUCUACCAAAAAAAACUCAUCCCGGACUAAUGGUAACCGGUCCAAGAGCCAAAAUCAACCGUCUCCCCACCCCACCAGAGACCCUGGAGAGCCAGUCAGCAUGGAUGUGUUCUGGCUUGUAGGAAACUGGAGUGAGUGCUCAACCAGCUGUGGAAUCGGUGCAAUAUGGAGGGCAGUUACAUGCAGUUCCCAGAAGGACGAGGACUGUGCAAGCACCAAGAAACCUGAGCCUGCUCGCACCUGCCGUUUACAGCCGUGUGCCACCUGGCAAAGUGGCAGCUGGAGCAAGUGUCUAGAGAACUGUGCAGUGGUGGGAAAGCGAUACCGGGAUGUCCAAUGUGUUGAUUCCCAGAAUCAACGUCCUCUUCGGCCCUUCCACUGUCAGGCGGUGUCCAGCAAACCUGUCAGUACAUUGACUUGCCCCCACAAGGUCUGUGUGGACUGGAAUGUGUCACCCUGGGGACCGUGCUCUGGGAGCUGUGGUGAGGGAAUGCGUGAGCGGCUGGUGUACUGUCCAGUGCCUCACGGUUGUGGCGCUACACCGAGGCCAAAUAGCACAGAGUCAUGCAGCCUGAAGCCUUGCACCAACUGGAGGACAGAAGAGUGGGAGCAGUGCUCUGCGAGCUGCGGAGGAGGUCAGCAGCAGCGUGACGUCAUCUGCGUGAAUAACGAGGAUUCUGGUGUAAUGCCAGACAGCCUGUGUGAGAAGAUGUCCAAACCAGAAGCUCUCCGGAAAUGCAAUAUGCAGGAAUGCCAGACCGCUUCAGGCCCGAUGUGCAGGAAAAACACAAUGUCGUCUCGCUUCUGCGCCAAGCUGAAGCUGUUGGGCCGCUGCUCUCUCAGGUCGGUGCAAAGACAGUGUUGUAGCACCUGCAGAUCAUAGACGGCAACACCCUCUCUUGAUGUGCCUCCCUUCUGGAGCUACUUACUGUACUUCAUGACUACACAUGAAACUGGCCAGCGACAAGGAACAGGAAACAUUUGACAUGCACUGGAACCUUUGAAGUCCAACACAAUUGGUUUUGGAACGUUGCUCGACCUAAUAAAUUUCCCCAUAAAAGCCAAUGGAAAUAGAAAUACUCUACCGGUAAUGUAAUGUAAUGUAAUUCAUCCUUUGACGACGAGUGACUAAAGCGCGUCGCACAACGAGCAACGCUGUCGAAACCGACUGAACUCUCGUGCAGUGUGCGAGUUUGGCAACUCGUUGUCAUGAGUGGCCAAAUGAGUGGCCAUUUUGCACUCAGCAAUCUGGUGUACCACUUUCAUGUUUCACGAUAACUUCCAUUUUAGGUUCUAUGGUUGUCAUCAACGGAACAUGGUUGUGUAUUAAUUAGCACUUGUGCCUCAGAGUCAAGAUGUUCUGGGUUCGAAUUUCAGCACUGGCUGUCCUGUGUGGUGUUUGAAAGUUCUUGAAAAUGGUUGGGUGGGAUUUUUCCAAGUACUCUGUCUUCGUCCAACAUUCCAAAAACAUGCAUCUUCGGUUCAUUGAGGACUCUAAAUUGUCCAUAGGUGGGAAUGUGAGUGUGAUUGCUUGUUUGUCUAUAUGCUCUGUGAUUGGCUAGCAACCUGUUCAGGGGUACCCCGCCUCUUGCCCAAAAUCAGCUGGGAUAGGCGUCAGCUCCCCCACGACACUAAUAAGGACAAGUACUAUCAAAAAUGGAUAGAUGGAUGGAUGGACAUGCCAUCACUGCUAUGUGGUGAUGUCACAACAAAGCCAAAGAAAAAUGCAAACACUUAAUUGGCACUUCCAAAUUCCCAAUAGAUGACCAGUAAACCACUGGACUUUAGAGGUUCUACUGUUUUUUUUCCCCAUUAAGAACACUGAAUUACGUUUGCAAAUUUAAUUGUGUAAAUUGGGGUACACGCAUAGUGAUUUUUAACAUCUGAACCGAUUUCUAAAUUGCGACAGAUCACACGCACGACAAGGAAAAAAGUGUACGCGCUUGUUGCUCUUAUAGUGUGCGGUGUACUCGAGGUGAGCAACACAGCAGACCACACAUCACCAUAUCUCCAUCGGACAAUAAUGAACUUGGUGACCACACACACAAGGAUUUGUCCUUUUGCAGUCAUAAAUAUUGAAUAGGUUUAAACAUUUACAAUUGUCCGCCGUGACCGUUUUGCGAGCAGAUCGGGACUGAAAACACAUCCCACACCACAAUCUGGCCUUUCUUGGUUUUGAUCACAAGGGAAGGAAAAUGCUGAAAUUUGCCCUGAUUGUCAAUAUGUGUGUACCCUACUUAAUGAGGUAAUAUUGAUUGACAUCAUCAAGAGUGGACCAUGUUUUGGUCAAUUCAUCAAUGGAUGCAAUAGGUGCAAUUCGAGAGUGCCACAAUUUGACUUCCUGAUACAUUAACUGGUGUAUACCUAUUUUUAGGAACCUACUGUCCAUCAAAGGUGCUUUGUCUUAUAGGUAGGCGACUUGUGCAAAAUACGUUUUAUUUUGAACUGGUAAAAGCAGAAUGUAAAUAAGGAUAUUGUUUAACCUCUUUUUAAUACUGUUAAUAACAACAACAUGCUUAUUUAGUAUAGUAGUCUUAAUUGUGCUUUUCAAUGUUGUGUUGGCACUGUGGGUGAAAGGUUUCAACUCUAUUUGUAUUACGUGAACUGCAGAACUCUGUACUUGAACUGUGGUGCUCCUCUGGCGUUAAAGUGACCAAUGACAAAGAGGCGUUGCAGGUCAUCCCCUCUCAGGUCCCUCAAAGGAUGGCUACUGCAUUUCUACGAAUUUGUACAUACCAAUGUGAGGCAUGUGGUUCUACAGCAAUAAAUGUGACCAUUAAAGAC